GUCCAUGGAGACCCCGGUUCGGUCCCCUGCUUGGCGCGGCGGGUCCCGGGCUUCUGUGUCUCGGGGGGCUUGGGAGCCCGGUCGGUGUGCCAGGGAGGAGGAGGGGGCUUGACACACGAUGUGCGGGGCUUUGUCGCCAGAGGAAGUGCGACAUCGCCAGCCAUAGCCGGACCCUCCCCCAUCCUGGGCCGCCCGGUCACCGGAGGGUUUGCCGCCUCUCUCCCAUUCCGGCCUCGCUCCGGUAACAGGGGUCUGGGAACGGACCUCGCGGGACUGUGACGUUCAGAGAAGCAGCGUCGCAUCGCGCCCGGGAUGCGACUUUACAGAGUGAAGCGGUGACAUACCUGGCUACGUCGGCCCUUCACCUCCAAGUGAACCUCACAGACCGCCGGGAGCUAGAAACCCCCGGCCUGCCGGGGGGUUCAGUGCUUGGUGGCCUCACCUGUGGCGUGGGGUGAGGCGGGAAUCCUCACAGUUGGCGCCUCGCAGGCCAGGGGAGUCCUGGUCCGGGUGACUGCAGCCUCCGGCCCAGUGUCGGGGUGUGGGGAGCAGGGAUCGGAUGGCAGACUUUUUGAAAGGAUUGCCCGUCUACAACAAGAGCAACUUUAGUCGCUUCCAUGCUGACUCUGUGUGCAAGGCUUCGAACCGACGCCCCUCCGUCUACCUGCCCACCCGAGAGUACCCGUCAGAACAGAUCAUUGUGACAGAAAAAACAAACAUCCUCCUACGGUACCUACAUCAGCAAUGGGACAAAAAGAAUGCUGCCAAAAAGAGGGACCAGGAGCAGGUGGAGCUGGAGGGUGAGAGCUCGGCGCCACCCCGCAAGGUGGCGCGGACGGACAGCCCCGACAUGCAUGAGGACACCUAGGCCACCUCAGCCCCGAGCGUAAGCGCCCGCCUGCCUGCCCCGCUGCACCCUCCCGCCCCUUCCACACCGCGUCAACCUCAUAGGAGCCGAUGUAUUUAUUUCCUCGAGUUUUUAUUUAUGCUGUAACACGUGUCACGCGUGGGUCCCGGGGACUCAGACCCAAUAGUGAGAUGUCCGUAGAUACUUUCCCAGUUGCUGGUCCACCACCUCCCCCAGGUCCCCAGCCCAGCCCGGGCAGCCCGAGUGUCUGGAGCUGGGGUCCUGCCGCCACUGGGUGGCAGGGCUGGGGCCAGGUGGGGACAGCCAUGCCGCCCAGUGUGUCCUCUGCAGGCCGCCAUGGCCCUCACCCCGCGCUGGCGGUUUUACCAUGGACUCACGUGUGCUCCGUGUCCACCCCAAUAAAGGAUCUUUCCUACUCCA
Messenger RNA from Cavia porcellus (domestic guinea pig), 1288 nucleotides. RefSeq names its product DET1 and DDB1 associated 1 (gene Dda1). Bases 560 to 868 code for a protein of 102 amino acids. The record is from RefSeq and is a predicted model, not a curated record. The transcript has 5 exons. Lineage: Eukaryota; Metazoa; Chordata; Mammalia; Rodentia; Caviidae. Gene Ontology annotation, biological process: positive regulation of proteasomal ubiquitin-dependent protein catabolic process. Gene Ontology annotation, cellular component: Cul4-RING E3 ubiquitin ligase complex.